Messenger RNA from Aspergillus ochraceoroseus IBT 24754, 1218 nucleotides. Its product is annotated as Smr domain-containing protein. The record is from RefSeq and is a predicted model, not a curated record. Lineage: Eukaryota; Fungi; Ascomycota; Eurotiomycetes; Eurotiales; Aspergillaceae. The coding region runs from base 70 to 819 and encodes 249 amino acids. The transcript has 4 exons.
AUCUAGAUAUAUAGAUCACCUUAAUCUAUAUUCUUAUCAUCCUUGUUAAUUAAUAAUCCACCAACCACCAUGCAUGAGAUGUCCUACAUGGGCCCCCGGGCCUUCAACCAUGAACAAAGCUCCGAUGCGGAAGCCGAGUAUGACCGUCUCCGCGACCUCGCCCGGCAAGAAGCCGCGAAGCGCAAUUCCUGUUUCCAGCGCUCCAAAGAAGCAUACUCCAGCGGCGAUGGCGCCCAAGCCAAAGAACUUUCCGAGCAAGGCAAAGCGCACGGCCGCAAGAUGGACGAGUACAACAAGCAGGCCUCGGAGUUCAUCUUCCGCGAGAAUAACGCCAACGGACGCGUCGAUGCGGAUACCAUCGAUUUGCACGGACAGUUCGUCGAGGAGGCAGAAGAUAUUCUAGAAGAGCGCAUCAAAUACGCCAGGGCGCAUGGCCAGACGCACCUUCACGUGAUCGUCGGAAAAGGUAACCAUUCCGCCAAUCAUGUCCAGAAAAUCAAACCCCGCGUUGAGCAAAUCUGUUCCGAACUCGGACUCCAGUACGCAACAGAGGAAAAUGCCGGGCGCAUCUACGUGAACCUUACGGGUGGACCGGCCGAUAUGUCUUCCUCUCAGUCUCAUGCUGGCAAUGCUGGCGGUUAUCCUGGACAACAGCAUUAUCAACAGCAGCAGCAGCAGUACCCGCAACAACAACAACAACAACAACAACAACACGGCCAGCAACAGAACCAGAACCAGGACGAGAUCGAGCAAGUGGUUAAUCAGCUUCUUCCGCGGGUGUUGCGCAAGUUGGAGAAGGCUUGCUGUGCUAUUAUGUAGGAGGAUGGGUUUAUCUUUUUCAUGAUUUAAGGAUUACAUAUUUGGUAAAUACUAUUGUAUUACGACGUUAAUAAUAAUAUCAUUCUUAUGAGUGUGGGACUUACCAUUACCCGCAGUACUACUUCCCUACCCCUUGAGGAAGUUGGAAAAACCCCAGCUAGAAAACGAGACAAGAGGUCAUCAUGUCAUUAUUAUCAUAGUAGCCAAACUAACCCAUCUAAGCAAACAACCUUGACCAAAAUCAAAGCCAAACACGCCACAGAAUACGAAAGAUAGAAAAAAAAAAAAAAAAAGAAAAGAAAUAAGGAAAAAUUCAUUCAGAUGUUUCAUGCCUAUCUUUCAAUGUCGUCUCCGUAAUUUUAUCCAGAAUAGCGCGGACCAUGGCCCCGUCGUUCUGGC